GAGGAGUGAUUCUGUGACGUCAUCCAGCCAGCGCCCCUGCGCACCACACAAGUAGGAACACGCGCUCGCGAGGAGCAGCAGAAGAAGAAGCAGCUCGCGGACAGUCAGUUCUGAAACAUGGCAACGCUGCCAGACCAUAAUAACCAAUAACAACGCGUGUGUGUGUGUGUGUGCGGCGACAUGUCAGACAACCAGAGCUGGAACUCUUCCGGGUCCGAGGAGGACGCGGAGCCCAGAGAUGAGUCCGGUCACCUGAUCGGGGUCGUGGACCUGAGCGGGGUGCUCAGCAAGUGGACAAAUUACAUCCAUGGAUGGCAGGACCGUUGGGUUGUCCUGAAAAACAACACACUGAGCUACUACAAGUCUCAGGAUGAGACAGAGUAUGGCUGCCGGGGUUCCCUCUGCCUCAGCAAAGCUGUUAUUACUCCUCAUGAGUUUGACGAGUGCCGGCUGGACAUCAGUGUGAACGACAGUGUGUGGUACCUCAGAGCACAAGACCCAGAGCACAGACACCAGUGGAUUGACUCCAUUGAGCUGCACAGAACUAUCAGAGAGGGGAGGAGAGAGAAGGGAGGAAUCCAGGGGACAAUAUUCAUCCCUCCACCACUGGCUGAUUCUGGAUACGGCUCAGAGUCCAGUCUGCGGAGACAUGGCUCCAUGAUGUCUCUCACAUCAGCCACCAGCGGCUUCUCUGCCACCUCCACGUCCUCCUUCAAGAAGGGUCACAGCCUGAGGGAGAAGCUGGCAGAGAUGGAGACCUUCAGAGAUAUUCUGUGCAGACAGGUGGACACGCUGCAGAAAUACUUUGACGGCUGUUCAGACGCCGUGUCCAAGGACGAGCUGCAGAGAGAUAAAAUCGUGGAGGACGAUGAAGAUGACUUCCCCAACACCCGGACCGAUGGAGAGUUUCUGCACAACAACCAUGGCAGCAAAGAAAAACUGUUCCAGACCGUGAGUCCCAAGGGAAUCAAUGGCAUAGACUUUAAGGGUGAGGCCAUCACGUUCAAGGCUACCACAGCUGGGAUCUUGGCCACUCUGUCCCACUGUAUCGACCUCAUGGUAAAGAGAGAAGACAGCUGGCAAAAAAGAGUGGAUAAGGAGAUGGAGAAGAGACGUAGAAUAGAGGAGGGCUAUAAAUCAGCGCUCAAUGAGCUGAAGAAGAAGUCUCACUUCGGAGGUCCAGAUUAUGAGGAGGGUCCAAACAGCCUCAUUAACGAGGACGAGUUCUUCGAUGCGGUUGAAGCUGCUCUGGACCGACAGGACAAAAUAGAAGAGCAGUGUCACACGGAGAAGAUAAGGAUACAGAGGUCCAGCCCCGUCCCACCGGGAGACGUCUAUUCCAGCAUCGGCACUCACAGAUUCUCUGACAAGUCUCAUAGUCAGCCCUCCCCUGCCCUGAUAAUCAGCGCCCCUCACGAUGUCCACAGAUUCAGCGCAGAGGUGGAGGAGAUGGUGCAGAAUCACAUGACCUACUCCCUGCAGGAUGUUGGUGGAGAUGCCAACUGGCAGCUUGUUGUAGAAGAGGGAGAGAUGAAGGUGUACAGGAGAGAGGUGGAAGAAAACGGGAUUGUUCUGGACCCUCUGAAGGCGACCCAUUCAGUAAAGGGGGUGACCGGUCACGAGGUCUGCCACUUCUUUUGGGACACGGCGUACCGCAACGACUGGGAGACCACGAUUGAAAACUUCAAUGUUGUGGAGACGUUGUCGGACAACGCAACAAUUGUUUAUCAAACGCACAAGCGGGUGUGGCCUGCUUCUCAGAGGGACGUGUUGUAUCUGUCGGCCAUGAGAAAGAUCUUGGCUAACAAUGAGAAUGACCCGGACACCUGGCUGGUCUGCAACUUCUCUGUGGAUCACGACGACGCUCAGCCGUCCGGCCGGUGUGUUCGUGCCAAAAUCAACAUCGGCAUGAUCUGUCAGACCCUGGUCAGCCCACCAGAGGGAGACAAGGAGAUCAGCAGAGACAACAUCCUGUGUAAAAUCACCUACGUCGCCAAUGUGAAUCCCGGCGGCUGGGCUCCGGCCUCCGUGCUCAGGGCCGUGGCCAAGAGGGAGUACCCCAAGUUCCUCAAGCGCUUCACCUCCUACGUCCAGGAGAAAACUGCUGGCAAACCCAUCUUAUUCUGAUUCUCACAGUGUGGAGACAUGAGGACAGAACUACACAUGAGGUCUUCAGACUGACUGCUGCUGGGACCAGUAAAGCUCCUCACAGUGGUUUUCUCCCUCCCAGUUUUUAGCUCCAACUUCCAGUACAAGAAGAGGCUCACAAUGGUGUCCUCUGGUGGCCGCAUUCAAACAUCAGACAUUCAUGUGAAAGAAUAUUCUUGAGUCAAUUGAAUCCUGGCAGUGAUAUCACAACUUAUCAUAAUCAUUUCAAGAGAAAUUGCUGCUUGUUUUUCACCCUUCAUUUUGAUAAAACAAUAAUAAGCUUUUAUUCAGAAGGAGAUUAUAUUUGAGUGUCAUUAGAAAAAUCUCUGUAAGAGUCUCCUGUGAUGAAUGCAUCCAGCAGCGAGCCCGUCUGUCUCCUCCUCAUGCAUCAGCUCCCAACGGCACUGCUGAGGCCGUCUUCACUGCUCAUGUAGAAGACUCUCUUUUCUUACAGAUAUAUUAAUAUAUAAAUGUAUGUAUGUUCUAUAAGAAGUUUGUAAAAAACAAAAAAGAAACAACCUUUGCUAAUAGACUGAAAUAUUUUAUUCUUGCCAUUUAUAGCUCCUAUUUUGUGCUGAUUUUUUUUUUCAUAGUCAUUUCCCAGCUUUAUUUUUAAGCUGCCAACUUUUGCUAGUUAAAUAUCACUGAUCGAUUAAGUCCAGAGGGCUGUCAUCAACCGAUGACCCCUAUGAUAUAAGACUUGACCUCUCUGACUCCGCCCCUCUCAUGAAAACGCCUCUCGUCGGCGCCGAUGGAGGAACGAGCCGAGAGGAGUUCGUCAUAUAUUUAAUGUACAAAAACAAGAGCUCGUGUACAUUGUUUGCUUGGCUUUAUGUUUGUGUCAUUGUCAAAUGUUGUAGUGUCACAGCACAUAUUUUGAAUGUUUAAUGGGUUGUAAAUAGUGUCACUAACAUUUCUCUGGAGGUCAGAUCGUUCUUUGUGACUUGAGUCGAGCCCAAAUGCCUUAGUGUUAGAGGAGAGUCUAGUUUGGGAUGGGAUAAAGGGUGGUGUUAGUGCACCUUUGAAAUCACUAGUAAGUGCCUCAUGGCUGAGUUCCCCUUUCCAUUGUCUCCUCUAGGAGUCAAAUUAAAACUUUGGAAAUCUAAUUUACUGAAUGAACAAACAGGGUGACACUUAAUUUGGGUUUUUCCACUAAAAGCUAGAAGGAUGUUUUUACAAGUUCUAGUAUUAUUUCAAUUUAAGUUUCACCACCUCAACAUUUCUGUCUGCGUUCCUGACGUGUGUACCAUGUGCUUUGUUCUGGCAGUUAAAGUACUGAAACCAUUCUGUUCAAACAGUCACGUUGGUUCUUUGUAUCAUGUUGUUUCAGUCAAAACAUGUUAAUGCAGAGUUCUGCAGAGUCCAGAGUUUAGUAAGGAUCCGCUCUGUUGAUACUGGAGUUGGUUUCAGCAUCCUGUUUAACAGUUGAAUGAACAGUAAACCUGUUACUCUGGACUUUGCAGUUCUACAGUUGACGCAGGCUGAGAUGGAACGAUCCCAAAACCUUUUUAAGAGGAAGUUACACAAUUUGGUUUUCAUUACUUCUGUUUUCCAGACAAUACUUUUCAAAGUAAAGCAUCAGUUCUUAUAUUUGAAUACAUUUCCCACCUGUGGACAACAUAAAAUGUUGUUUUUUUCUUUGGUUAAAUCUAUGAUGAUACACUUGUAGCAGAAUGAUGUCGGCGAGAGUGAAUCCAGAUGAUGCUCAGCCUCUCGGCUGAGUGGAAAAGAAGCCAGGUUGAAGCUCUUUCACCUAAAGCAGACAUUUCUGAAUCUAGUUCAAGUGACUGUAUAUAAUUAGAAACACUUGUGUAAAUAAUGCUGUGGGAUCAACUUACAAAUGUACUGUGACAGCGUCUUACUUCAUCGGCCCUGUUUUAACAGUGAAAUAAAUAAGUUUAUCCUCCAA
Messenger RNA from Anoplopoma fimbria (sablefish), 4057 nucleotides. Its product is annotated as ceramide transfer protein. Gene Ontology annotation, molecular function: phosphatidylinositol-4-phosphate binding. Gene Ontology annotation, cellular component: Golgi apparatus. The coding region runs from base 181 to 2127 and encodes 648 amino acids. The record is from RefSeq and is a predicted model, not a curated record. Lineage: Eukaryota; Metazoa; Chordata; Actinopteri; Perciformes; Anoplopomatidae. The transcript is spliced from 19 exons. Gene Ontology annotation, biological process: ER to Golgi ceramide transport.